AUGCCAGUUGGUGAAAGGCCAAAGCCAGUUAGUAACCUUCCUCCUGACCUAGAAAUAGAAAAGUGGUUUAAUAAAAGCAAUAAUCAGGUUGAGUCAAAAAUGAAAAAUAUGGCAUGGAUAAUAGCACGUAUGUGCCAAACCUCUCAACAAAUGGUGCCAGCUUGGACUGCUUUUAAUGAGAAGAUUAGCUUAGUUAACUCACCCAUUACUACGCCUGGCAUGUUGCCUAUACUUCAGGCUCCUGCAGAUGAUAAUAAUACCAUGACAACCAUACUUAACCGCUUUACAUCAAUUGCUAAACAUCUUGGCCAGCCAAAUACUGUAAUAGCAGUAGAUCAACCUUUGUACAGUAGAGGCAAGGAAAUUAUUUGGGCCAACCCUGAAAAAUAUCAGAAUGUAGUUUUGGUUAUGGGCCAUUUGCACGUUCUCUUUAACUUUCUUAAAGCAAUAGGUCAACAUAUGGAAAAUUCAGGGCUUGCAGAUAUAUUGGUUGAGUCUGGUGUUUUUGCGCAAAAUACUACUGGUGCAAUGUUAGAAGGGAAGCAAUAUUAUCGAGCUGUAAGAGGUCAUCUAUUAACAUAUGAAGCUUUAAGUCGAAUUUAUUGGCAAUAUUUUACUUCUUGGUUAACAUCUAAUGAAAGGGAGGUUAAUUUAAAAUCAAUGACAGAUCAAAUAUUAAAGGCAUUCAGUCACAGAAAUUCUGAUGAUGAAGCAGUUAAAGCAGUAAAUUGUUUAGUCACUACUCUAAAGACGCAUGAUGUUUUAGGUAUGAUGGAUGAAUUUGAUAAUACACUGCAGCAUUUACCCAAUUUUGUUCUUUGGAGGUCAUACAUGAAGAAGGUUGAAACAUUGCUAGACUUUAUCAGGGCUAAUCGGGAGGGUAACUGGGCCCUUCACUUAGAUUCAUUUUCAGCAAUGCUUCCAUGGAUGACAAUCUAUGACCACACAAGUUAUGCUAGGUGGGGUGCUGUUCACUUGUGUGAAAUGAAAAACUUACAAAACACAGAUACACUAGUUUAUGAGGAGUUUCUGAAUGGAAACUUUGUAGUUAAGAGGAGUCAACUAAAAUUUAACCAGAUACCUCUCGACCAAGCUACUGAAUGGCAGAACAAAAUCUGCAAAAUAUCAAAUGGCAUUAUAGGAAUAACUAGGAAUGAUACUGCUAGGGACAAGUUCUGCAUUACAUGGGCAGAACGUUCAUAUGUUUCUCACUCUACUAGAGUGUUAUUUGGUGUAGAUGAUGAUGCAAAUGAUACAAUUUCUACCAGGAAGGACGCACAGCCAGGCAGAGUGAGUGUUGAUGAAAAUGCAGUCAGUGACUUGAAAGAACUCUUUUUAAGAUUUAAUGUAUUUAAGAUAAAUACAUUUGAUCCUCUUGAUGGCUACGUUGCCCUUGAAGAAAUUGCUGAAAAUGUAGAAAAUGAGGGGGAAAGGAUGGAUGUAGAUAUGCAUCAGUUAACUUCUCUGGCAACCAAUGAUGUUGCAACUGGUGAUAUACAACAUGAUAUGUUGACAGCACAGCAACGAGGGCAACAGAUGGUACUAGAGAACAUAGGUAAAUGGCUGUUAAGGAAGGAUAUGCCUUUUUUGAUCCAAUAAAAAAAAAACAAAUCAAAAACAUUUGCCACAUUGUAUGCUUCCUCUAUUAGCAUACAGAAUGAGAAAAAAGUCAUUAAGGCUGAUAGGAAAUUAUUACAACGUCUUCUAACAGUAUCCCUAGCAGGUCGUAACAUUGAUAUGCAUGAUAUUCUUAAACAUGAGCUUUCUAAUGUUCCUUUUUCUCUAGCAAAGGUAAAUGGCAUUGGCACUCUUAACUCAACAACUAAGUCAGAUUUGGUUAACAUUUUGAUGGAUGGGGAAACAAUCCCUCACACAAUUCCUGCACCAACCAUGCAUCAAAACACUUGUGUUUUAAUAGAUG
Paramuricea clavata is the source of this 1921-nucleotide messenger RNA. The record is from the annotation of a GenBank genome assembly. NCBI's taxonomy places the organism in Eukaryota, Metazoa, Cnidaria, Anthozoa, Malacalcyonacea, Plexauridae.